GAUUCUGUUUCCUGGUCGUUGUCGGCAACAGCCAAACAAUGCUCAAACCUCACGCCUUUCACGGUUUUCGAUAUUUUUUGCUGUUUGAGGGAAAGUUGCCGUCGAUUUGCACUAGACACUUCAAGGCCUGCCGCUGUGAUAGAGAUGGGCUCGCGUACGUUGACUCGCCCGCGUUGAACGAUGCGUCAUUCCACAAUUCGUUGGGAAGGCCCCAAAGCUGCCCAGGUGCAGCUUUACCAGAACCUACAACACACCCCGUCCCAUUCCUACGGAAUACUAGUUUAACACCAUGAAGCACGGCAUCUGGUCCGAGGACGAGCACGACCGCUUCCUGCUCGCCAUCAAGGAGUACCCGCGCGGCCCGUGGGGCUCCAUCGCCUCGGCCGUCGGCACGCGCUCCGUCCGACAGGUGCAGACCCACACGCAAAAGUACUACGAGAAGAUUAUGCGCCGCGUGCGCGGCCUGCGCAAGGACCGCAAGACGUGGGCGCGCGUCGAGCACCGCAUCGACGACGACAUCCUCCAGUUCUGCAACUUCAUGAAGAGCAUGGGCAGCAACAAGGUCAUGGUCACGUCCCCCAGCGCGCUCAAGAUCAAUGCGCAGGUGGCGCAAGCCGUGUCCCCGCCGUCCAGCGCCAGCUCCAGCCCGUGCACCAGCCCCGUGCAGUUCCGCCUCAGCCUCGGCGACAAGUGCCCCGAGCCCGAAGAGGAGCUGGACGCAGCAGCAGAUCACCGGUCUCUGACCAUCGACACAUCAGCGCCACAGCUGGACCUGCCGCCUCUGGAGGAGGCGCUCGACUUCCUGAUCACAGUAAUGAUGGACAAGUGA
This is a messenger RNA of Phytophthora sojae, 829 nucleotides long. RefSeq lists its product as hypothetical. The transcript has a single exon. Lineage: Eukaryota; Oomycota; Peronosporomycetes; Peronosporales; Peronosporaceae. The record is from RefSeq and is a predicted model, not a curated record. Gene Ontology annotation, molecular function: DNA binding. The coding region runs from base 290 to 829 and encodes 179 amino acids.